This is a messenger RNA of Physella acuta, 10752 nucleotides long. Its product is annotated as cilia- and flagella-associated protein 54. Lineage: Eukaryota; Metazoa; Mollusca; Gastropoda; Physidae. The record is from RefSeq and is a predicted model, not a curated record. Gene Ontology annotation, biological process: cilium assembly. Gene Ontology annotation, molecular function: protein binding.
AUGGCGUCUAAACAGCUAAAUAUUCAGAAUGCUUGAUAAAACAUUUAAAAUAUAAUAAAAUAGAGUUUUUUUUAUGGUAAAUGAUGGCGUCAUAUUUACAAAAUGCAGCAGUGUCAGCGGUGUCAAAAGGUUUACCAAGUAGUUAUUAUACUCGUGAUGAUCGACCAAACCCUGUACUUCUAGCUUUAGAGCAGGAGCUCAAAAUUUUUACUGAAAAAGUUAAAAAACAACGUGCCGGAGGAGCUCUAAGAAUAACAGAGGAUUCUCAAACAAAACUGAGUACCAUGAUUUUUGAAAUAUGGAACAAGUUUGAACCACGUCUGCCAGAAACAUUUUUUCAAGAGAAGUUGCUGGAAAUAGGAGAUUUUUUGGUGUCGAUGCAGGAGCAUAGACUAGCUUUGAACCAAUGCUAUGAGCGUUAUCUUCAAAAGUUUGAGGCUGUUAGCACAAGUGAUGUGAAUUCAUUGAAGGAAAGUUUAUUUGCUGGAGGCUUGAAUUCAUCCACUGCGAUAUUAACUGUGCGUGCACUGUUGGGUAAGAGUAUCUGCAAGUAUCAGGUGAUCAAAUUGUCAGAUCCCAAAUUACAGAGCAAGCUUGCUAUUGCCAGAUGUCUUCAGUGUUUAGAGCUGCUAAGGACAGUAACUCAGAUUAUACUGCCUAAAGAAAAACUCUGUUGGCUAGUAUUUAAUGGAACUGUCCAUAUCUACUGUAUUUCAAGGCAUCUGAUGUCACUGGGGCGCUCAGCUGCUGUGUUGGAGUUUUUACUGUGGGCAUCAAUGUGUAUGGAGACUUCUAUCCCUCUACUGACUGUAAAGUACUUGACAUGGCGCAGCACGCUCUACACUGCGGUCUGCCAGUGUUACUAUGACUGCAAGGACACAGAAAAUGCAGAGAAAUUUGCUCGCAGAGGUUUAAAUAAAAUAAGUGAACUCAGCAAGCUGGAAAUGUUGAGCAGCAACCCACACAAUCCAGUUGAUGAGAUGAGCUUUAGAUCAGCCACCAUCAGGAUGGCAACAAUGAUCUUUAAAAGAACAGUUCUGGAGACUAGAAGAAAACCAAAAGGUGUUUUCAAACCAAAGACGAGAGCAAAUUUUAAAGAUGUUAUCAAUUUGCCAUGGCCCAGAACAAGCACAGAGAAAAUGUUGGCAGAAAUGUUUGAAGGCAGUGCUGCCCAGUUUCUUGCCAUCCUUGAAGCUUUGAGCAGCAGCAACCGACGUGUGCUGCAGACCUCUCCCCCGGCGUCAGAGAAUGAUCCGGAGAUUCUAGACGUUUUCUGUGAGAUGAUGAUGGCAGCUGAGUACAUCCUGUCUGCUGGCGCUGUAAACAAGUCGCACAUUUCUCUCCACUCCUUGAGAUUAGCAGGUGUUGUGACAGAAGGCUCACUCAUCCAGAUGGCCAUUGAAGGUGCUAAUGGUGUGCCUUUAGAGUCAGUUGUUCGUCUCAUGAAACUGGCCUACAGCUAUGAACAUUUUGAUGUUUUUGAGAACUUGCUGUCUCCAGUACUUAAUAAAAUCAAGGAGUUUACAAAUGAGAGAUUUGUUUGGGAAGAAAAAGUUUUAGAUCUGCUGAGCAGUUUUGUUAAGCUGAGGAAACUAAGGCCUGAGACAAGCCAACUGGGAAUCAAACCCUCAAGUGCGUCAUUAUCAGCCAUCUCAGGGGAUGACCUUGUUCGCGUGGCUGAAAUUUUAAUGACCAUAAUCAACGGAAACUUUGAGAAAGACAAAAUUGAUGUGGACAUUUUUGUCGAUGCGAUGAACUUCUUGUGGAACAGAUGCAAGCUGAUGUUCCAGAAAUACCAGACUGGACCUGUAGACAAUCCCAAAUUUUUACAGAAAAUGGUCAGUCCCAGCAAGAGUACAUUUAGUUCCACAAAUAUCAAGCCAUUUUCUGACAGAGAGGAAAAUGAAGGAUGGAUGUUCCUGCUAGAAACUGUACAAAAAGCCAUGGACUGGUGUGGCAUAGGGUCAGUGGACCCAACUAUGGCAGCAGAGGUCACAGUUCGGCUGGCCAUGGCUUAUGAAAGCAGUGCACAGCUGGAGCAGAUAGAUGAUAAAUCAAAAGAAUCCAAGACAAAUAUGACAGACUUUUCUGACCCUCCAGCCCAGGAGUCAGCUGAAGAAAGUGGCCCAUUUUUUCUACAUCACGGAGCAAAGAGCUCAUCAAAAGUUUACCUGAAACAGGCUAAAAAAGUUCUUGAACUUGGCCUAAAAAAUGUCAAUUAUGCCAGGAGAAUUGUAGCUACACAUGACGGAAAACACAUAGCAGAUAUCAGUUGGGCCAAGGACCUAAACCCAGAAAUAUUUGCUUCUGAUGGGCCAGUAGAGAAAAAUAAAGAAGGGGAGAUAACUAUUGAUGCUUUGAUGCCCCCAAGCAUGCAAGGCUCUGGAAUAACAAUUGCAAACACUGUUAAAGAUCUGCACCUGGAAAUGAUUUUGAUGUACAAUCGUGUCUGUUUGAAAUUGGAAGCUUUUGUUUCAGAUAUGACAAAAUCUGAUGCAAAACAAAAGAGAAAGUCCAAGGAAAUUAAAAGCUCCCCCGAAGAAGCAGAUAAAAUAGAUAUGAAAAAUUCUCAAAAGAAUUUUCUUGCUAAGGCUCUGUUUACAGCACAACAGGCUGUCUUGAGAGGAACAAACCAGCUACCCUCACAAGAACAAAGGAAGUUGUUAGAGGAAUCAGUCAACCUUAUCCAACGCUAUCAAGCAGAUGAAAGAAGGAUAUACAUAGAAAACUCUGGAACACAGGAAGUAAAAGUAGCCAAGGUGCCACCUCCCCCUGUUGUGAUUUGUCGCACCGACACCUUCAUGGUGUUUAAACCAGCACCGUUUAUAUCCAGUGCUAAUGAAAAGGUAGCUUACUACAGCAUAUUUGCAACUGAUGCAUCUGGACCAAAUGCCAAGGCCAGACUGAGUGAUUAUAACUUUCCAGGAACAGGAGAGCAGGUCCCUGCUGUUGACUGUGAGUUGAAGGUCUACAACCUCCAACCAAAUUCACGCUAUGUUUUUGCUGUGGCUGCCUACACAGCAGAUGGUAAACUUAUUGGUGAUGGCAUUGGUGACACCAGUCGACCUUUGCUGGCCUACCAUCCGUUACCAAUUCUCCUGGGGUGGGGAUACUUGGCACAGCUCUCCUACCAAGUGGGUUGCUAUGACAUCACCAAGCAGGCUUGCAGUGUACUCUGGAAUUAUUUUGUGAAAGAGCCACAACGGCCAAACAAUGAGGAGGAAAAAAAAGAUACCAAGUUACUUUUAUUUAGUUUGCACGAGAGAGCAGUUUGUGUGUCAUCUCCCAUUGUACUGCACCAGUUUUUGAGCACAGUGUUCAUGCUGUGUGACGUACAAACAAAGGAAGGUCAGCUCUUCUGUGAUGCCAUCUGUGAGAAAGGUCCUUUGUUCAAGAAUCAGGUGCGGCGCCUGCAUCAGUGUGAGCAGCUACUGGUUGCUGUAGAGAUGGCUGGCUGGUUGAAUGAGUCCAGUCUAGCGCUGCAGGCCGUGGUUCAGAUCUAUGGGUUGUUGGCACCAAUCAUUUAUCACAAGAUCCCCACCCUGGCUGUCAUACAGAUAUUAAAAAGAUGUCAUGCAGUCUUACAAGAAGUUCCAGCUGGGCUUAUACAGAGGAGGCAAGGACUGACUCGGGACAGCCUAAUCCACAUGAUAGCUUGCAUUAUUUACACCUUGGCAAAGUCUCUUAGGUCCUGGGGUCAGAAUGUUGCUGCCAGGAAUAUUAUUGAGGAUGGGAAAAGUUUAUUGGCAGAUGAAGCAGAAAACAAAUCGGCUGACACAAGCAAGAUGGAGGAGACAUUAUCGGAAAAACAACAAAUAAAUAAAGGGAAGCCACCUCUUCCAACUGCUGUGAAAAAACCUUCAAGUAAAGAAGAUUUAAAUGAGUCUAUGAAUGAAGAACUCAGUGCUUUGGAGUCUCAUAUGCUUAGAUUAACAAGAGCUGCGGCAUCAGAGUUUGAGCUCACUGGCAAUGAGAAUCCAAGUAUUUUGCAUUCCUACAUCGCAUGUCUGCCCAGUAGUGUGGCCUAUAAAGAAGUGUCAAAAUUCAAACGUAGACAACGAUUCUUGGAAUUCCUUGUCCAGGUGGCUCAAAAAGGUUUGACUGAAGGCAUUCUAGACCAGGUGCAAUCCUGGUGUGAGGAUGGCUUUCAAUGGCUAGAAAAACGUAAUGAGGGCAUAAUUGGGCAGAGCUCAAGCGCGUCUAAAAAACAAUUGACUGAUAAUGGGGCAGACAAGUUUGCUGCAACAAUGACAGAGUACAGCAAGGCCAAAGAAAAGCCUGGUGCUGUUAAGAAACAAGUGGGACCACCAGUAGUAGUAAGAAGACGAAGCAAAUACAAGUCCCUGAGGGUGACCAGUAGCAUGAGUGACACAAGCAGGAAGGAACAGGAGGACAAAGAGUUUCAGGCCAUUGAGAAACUUUCAGUUGUGUUUGUGGAGAGAUACCAACUUCAGCAGCGGCGUGCAAGGCUGAGGAAAAUUUGUGCUGACGAGAUGCCUUGGCUGAGCCAGCUGAACCUGGUUCAGGGACUGUGCCAUUUCUCUAGUCUGGUUGAAAAGAUGGAGAUGAAGGAGAGAAUAAUUUGUAAAAAUUACUGCCAGUAUCAAAGGAUAGAUUUCCUGCCCCAAGAAUGGUUCUCUCUGGACACAGCGGGUGCGAUGGUGGUUGGCUGGCUGGGGGGGCCUGUCAAAAACCAGGACUUCACCACCAUGCUGCAGAGCACAAGCACACGAGGUUCCAGAGCUUUUGAAAAGGGUGGCGUCACCGGGCUGGAAGCUGCUGCAGCCUCUCUCACUGGUGCCCCAAUGUCUUUACAAAACCUACAAACGCCAAGAACAGAAGACUCACAAUUUACUCUCAAGUCUGAGAAGAAUGUAUUUCUAGCGCUGGCCCUGAUAGAUGAGAACUCUUUAAGUACUUCAACCACAGUAUCCAUUUUGAGAUCAACUUUUGCCUACAUAAAGCGAGCAUUAGUUUUAGCACAUAGAGGGCAGCACUGGACUUUGCUUCAGAAUGAAAGUAGAGAGUUAUGGAACUGUGCCCACACUGCCCUACUCCAUGCAUACAGCCCCAUCGCCAGGCCUGGCAAGGAGCCAGGGCUGGUCAACUAUGAUGUGUUACGUAGUCUCAUAUGGGAGCCUUUCUAUGUGGCUUCAGACUGUCUGCUGGACAUGCUGGUCAUUCUUCAAGUUUCUCUGGAAAAACAUGCAGCUCGUGCCAGAAGCAGAGGAAAAGUCUUGGGCUCACUAUUUGAUUCAUGGGCAGGAGACAUACAGUCUGAGAAAGGUGGUGCAAGCUUAAAGUUUGAUUCAAGAAUGGAUGACAGCAGCAUCGUAGACAUGCAGUGGAUCAGAAAAUUUGUUCUUCGCACAUUAGAGAUGUUGUACCUCCAGCAAAAAUGGGAGAAGCUCACCGACCUUGCCCUUCGAUUUAAUGCCCUCACAAACAAUCGUUAUGCCGAGCAAGUCAUUCCUUUGAUGGUACAAGCCCAGAGGAGUAUAGAAAAACGAAUAGCGUCUGUUGAUGGUCCUCGCCCCCCACAGCCCCACUUUAAAAACUUGAGUGCCCAACUUGGCAAGGUGUUAGAAGCCAAAGACUAUCUCAAGGCCCAGCUUCAGCUUCAGAUUGAGCCAAACUCUUUAGCCCAGAUCCAGCCUGGAGCUCAGAUUGACCCCAUUGGUCAUGGAACUUACACCCAAGAGGAUGCCUUCCGCCUGUCCUCAGUCCCCCUGGAUGUAGACCUGAGCCUGGCCACAAUGCGUGAGACCCUGGCUCAGUCCCACUACACUGCCAGGGCCCUGCAGCACAGCCGCAAGCUUCUGUGUAUAUACCUGGCUGGACAACAGAAUGUGCAAGAGUUCUCCCAGAGCCGCGAUCUGUCUAAUGUAAAUUUCAAGAUGAUAUCUGGACAGUCCCACACACCACUGCCCCCAGAUAAGAUGACAUGUGACUUCAGUAGUGAAAAUGACAUACAAAUGUCACCUUUACCCAAAUCUCAAUUAGAUAAAGUCAUCAGUUCAUAUGAGAAAACUAUAGAAAUUCUAAAAGCUAAACACAUGAAAGGAUUGUCUGCACAAGCAAUGCAUGAACUAGGAAACAUUUUCUUUCAUUCUAAAAAUACCAGAGCUGCAUUCAAAUGGUGGCGCAGUUCUCUGGACACAGUUUUGAACAUGACUGACUCCCUUUAUACGUGGCGACAACAGCUACAAGACCAAAAUGACUUGAGUGCUUAUUUUUUAGACAGAUGUGGAAUAUGGGGUUGUAUCCUUGGUGGGGUGCUUGCAUCCAAUAUAGCUCAGUACAUUAUAACUUUAGAUGCAGACUUAAAAACAGCAUGCUGCUUUCUGUCUGGAUAUUUGUUUAAGGCAUUGUUUCGUGCCAGCCUGCCACAUCCAACCAAAGACAUCGAGUAUGUACUGUAUGACAUAGGCCACAACUCGGAGGUGACAAACUUGAUUCCUGGGAUUGAUUUAAUGUCUGACAGAUUUCGCUGUGACGGACGACAGGUGGUUGCUGCCCUACAUUUAACCAUUGAGGAACUACACAGGGCAGAGCACAACAUCUUUAUCCUUCCACUGUUUACCCUGUACAACUACCUUACGGCUUACGUGUGUAGAGACCUGCAGAGAAAUGUGGCCUGUAGGAUCAUGAAGUCUCAGGCUCUCAUCCAGCUCAAGCUCUACGCCGAGGCCAUAACAGUCCUGCAUCAACUCUUCAAAGGUCACUUCCUGCCCCAGCUGGGAAACCCAGCCUUCAGGUCUACAGAAAAACAGCCACAGGACCACACUUUUCAAGCUGACAAGUUAAUUACAGACAGUGUCAAUCAUAAGAAACAUGAAGUCAAAGAAAAACCUGCACUCUCUCCCUUUGUUUGCACUAAAGCCAUUUGGAGCACAUCCAAUUACUUGGCUCUUGAAAGUUUGUUCAAACUACGGCUGCCCCAACAGCUAUCUGCAGUCUAUGGGCCCAACCUAGUUUGUCACCUGAAUCUAGCACUAGCACAGCUGUUUACAGCUCUGGCUGGUACAAUAGCUGUUGUGCCAUACAUUGAUGAACAAGACUCGCUCUCCACCCACACACCCCUCUCAGAAAAUAAAGCCCAGGCUAAAGAUGGCAAGGCUAAAGUUUUAAGCAAAGCUCCAUCUUUCAUUUCUUUUAAAACUUUCAUUGACCCUGAGUAUCUUGGUGUCCAGUAUUCAGGCUGCUUGACCGAUGGCGCUAGGACACUGAGACUGGAGGAGAUCAAACUAAAUCUGUUGUCUGCAGCCUCUCACAUCGCCCAGUCUCUUGUGGAGCCCAUGCUAUCCAGUUCCAAAUCUGCCAAAUUAGAAAAUUUUGUGGCUGCGGAGGUUGAGCUGGUGGUGAAGGGCAAGCUACUGCAAGCUGAGAUAGCCAAUCAGAAGCACCAUGCACCAAUGGCAGCUCAACUUGUACUGGAGGCUUUAGCAAUACUGCAGGAUGCUGCAGUUUUUAAGCAGCAAAAAACGCAACAAGGAACUUCUAGAGAAGAAACCAUCAAAAGUGAUAGACCAUCAUCCUUAAAAAAUAGCAGCAAAAGCUCUAAAAAAGCUGCAGAGAGGAGAAAUAGUUUACCAGAUUCUUCUGGCCAUUAUCUGAAUUUGCUGGCAAGAUAUCGGCUGGAUACUAGGCUCUGGCUACAAUGUCGCUUAGCUCUGGUCCAGUCUUUGUUAAUGCAGAUUCAAGGCAUGGGAAAAGUCAAAGCUGUUUCAGAUGGAGCCAGAAGUGUACAGACCAAUGUUGCAGACUGUCGCCAAUACUGCGCUGAAGGUCUUGGAGAAGCAGAAGCGUUUAAAAAUGUGGAAAUCCAAGCAAAGUUUUUGUAUUUGGCUUCACAGCUCAACAUUAUUGAAGGAAAGAGUGUUGAACAUACUUUAACAUUAAUAAAGGACGGAGCUGAACUGCUGAAAACUGUAAGAGAAAGAUCCCCAGAGGGAGAGCAACUGUUGGCUACCUGCAUCAUCUUCAAGGCUGACCUCGAGGCUUCGGCAGCCAAGACAUGCCCCGAUGCAGACACCUGUCUCAAGACAGUUUAUCUUUCUUACCUGGAAGCUCAUAGUCUUAUUUUAAAUCAGAUGGAGACUUUUGGAGAGAAAAUUGAGCGCCAGAGUUUAGCCUACAACUCAGCUCCCCUGGCUCCUCUACUCAACAUUUUCCAUCCACUGUUGCCAUUGUUAACUCAAGUCAAGCAUAGGAUCGGCCACUUUAAAGCUCGGGAUACAGCCAGACUUAUUAAGAAUGGCCAGGUGUCCAACAUGAAGGAUAUGUGGACAGAUUGUUUACGAGUUUUGAUGACAUCGUUGCAACUUUCUCAAGUUAGCGCCAUGAGAGAAGCAGCAACAGAAUCUGAGCUUCUGUUUUUGAUAGGUAAGAUCCAAAAGAUGUUGGUAUUCUCAGGACAUAUGCAACCUUCUGCAGCUGCCCACACUCUACUUCAAGCUAUUUAUAUUUCAUAUUUAAAUAACCACGAUCUUGGUUUAAUGAGACAAGCUUAUCUGGAGAUAGCCUUGAUCUACAUGCAGAAAGCCAAAGUUAUCAGGGUCAAAAAUAGUUUUAUGUUUGAACCCAUCAAAAACAAGUCUGGAACAAAACAAGACAAGAAAGAACAAGAAAUUUCUGAUGAGAAGAGAGCCGUCUGGUUAGCACUGCGAUGUGCGGCAGGUACCGCCUCUUCUCAGAGAUCUAGGAACCUCCUGAUUGGUGAUCAAAGUGUUGCCUCUCAAAAGCUGGGGGAAAAGUGUGAAUCUGUCCCAGACUUUAUAGCACUGGACCUGCUAGGAGGAUCUGUUCUUGGUCAAAAGAAAAAAGUUUUUAAAACUGCCAUUGAAGAAGAAAUGUCAACUAUGUUUGAAGCCCAGGAGGUAAAGACCCCUCAGACAUAUGAUGAACAGCUAUACCAUGCCAAAGCUGAAUCCAAGGUCCUCAGUUGGAUUCAUUUGCUUGGCUACCAGUCCAUCCUGCAGCGGCUGAUGAACACCUCAACCAUUUCUGUCAGCACAGAGACUACAGCUGAUUCAGCCAGCCAGUUUGACGUCAGCGCAAACCAUGAUGUUGUCAGAUACAUGCUACACUCAGGUGUAUGGUCCAGCCGUUUAACCCAGUUACACAGGUACUUGACCAACAAGCUGAAGAUCUAUGCUACAGAAUGCAGUGGGGCCUUUCCUUCCCAUGGCCUAGCGCAGCAAUUACCACAAACAAAUCCGUUAGACCUGAAAAUCAGCACCCAGUCGUAUGCAGUUAAUCAGGGUCCUGAGGUAGACAGUGAAAAUACUAAACCCAGGGUGCCACUUCCACCAGGGUCAAUAACUGACCAGUUUAGACCAGCAGACAAGUCGGCAGUCCUAGUGGCAGAGCCUGAAGUUUGUGUCCUGUGGUACCAGCCCUCCCUGGCUGAGUCUGGCUUCAACGUGCCUGACACCAGAGCCCAAAGAACCCAGAUACUUAUGUGUUACUGCAUUACGCAGAAACUCAACUACUCGUAUGUGCAAGAACCAAGCAUUAUGUGGAUGCCAUUACAAAAAGUCACUGACAUGCAUAACAGACUGACCUCCCUUGUUCAACUUGCUGAAAUCUCCCUGAUGGAUCAAGUCAAGGAACCAACUACAAGUACAAGUGCUGCCUCUCCAUCAGCUGCACGAGCUAAGAAGGUGACUCAACGGAUUAAACCACUUUCACCUAAAAUUAAGAAGGAUGAACAGUUUGAGAUCCUGUUAAAGCAGUGUAUUGAGGAUUGCUUAGCAUUGUUUGGUAAAUUUCAGGAAGUUACGCUUGAUGAUAAGAGCCCAUUUGAGAUCACACUGACAAACAUCAAAGCUUUAGAGAACAUGUUUGACCCAAGGGUUGGCCUAACAAUGAGAGGUAACUCUAACUUCCUCCAGUGGUUGAUCAACUGUCUACAGACAUAAACAAGCUCUAUUUACACUCGUCCAUCAACAGCUGACUGCAAUGUUGAAUAUUCGUUGACUAAAUCAUCUUAUGAAUAAAUCGUUGCUUGUCAAGCUAUCAAAUGUUGUUUGUUUUAAUUUAUUGCAAAUGUAGGCUUGUCUUUAUCAAAGGCUAAUAAAGUGACAGAAAAGAAAGAUUAGGCCUUUAUUAAUAUUCAUGUAGACUGUAGACUUAACAGUCUAGAAUUCCCCAUCAUUUUUAAUUUAUUUUAAAAAUAUUUUUACUUCUGUUUUAGUCUGUAUGGAUUAAGUUUUUAAUUAAUUAUUAAUACCAUGUUAUAAUUAAUGCAUUGUAAUUUGACUGUUGGUUGUAUGGAAUAAAAUAUGUAUUUCUUUUCUGGAGCAUCAUGUGAAACACAAUAAAAACUUUCAAUACUGUCUUGCUAUAAAUACAUAACAAAAUCAAAUUAACAGUAAGAUUGUAUCACUUAGAUUAAAUAUAUGUAUUGUUCUAAAGGUUUGGUUAAUAUUAGUUUAUAUUGACUGAUGCCAAUAGACUACUUCGUAUUAAAGUUGUUUUAAUUUUAAAUUAUCCAUAGUUUAUUGAACUUACUUGACCUUUAUGUGUUAUUAUUCAUUUUUUACUCUUUUAUUUUAAACCAAUGUUAAAAGAAAAUUGAGCAGAUUUGAUUGUGUAAUGAUGUAACUUGUUUUAAGAUUCAAUUAAUUAUAUAGUUUGUGUGUCUUUAUUUUAUUAUGAAAUGAAACCAAUCUUGAUUUCCUAAUAUAUAUGCAUUAUGUGAUCAGUCUAUUAUUAUUUUGGCUUUCAGUAUAAUUGAAUUAAGGUAUA